Molecule: messenger RNA, 1171 nt
Organism: Ficedula albicollis (Collared flycatcher)
Lineage: Eukaryota; Metazoa; Chordata; Aves; Passeriformes; Muscicapidae
Product: sulfotransferase family cytosolic 1B member 1-like
Exons: 8
Coding region: 189-1079 (296 amino acids)
Biological process (GO): sulfation
Cellular component (GO): cytoplasm
Molecular function (GO): sulfotransferase activity
Source: RefSeq, a predicted model, not a curated record
CACUCGCUCCUCCCUCCCUGCAGCUGCUGGGCUGGCAAACAUUACUGCCCUCUGUGCCUUGCCUCUUUCCUUCUCCUUCCCGUGAAAACCACUGUGAGGCCCCGAGUCUCCCUGUCUUCUGCUGUCACCCUCCUGGUGUCAACGUUCCAGCGUCACUCUCCCGGCUCAGAGCAGCAGGUCUUAGCAGGAUGGCCAAUCCAGACCCCUAUCUGCGUCAGCCCUGGCUCACAGUGCAUGGCAUCGCCAUGGUCAAUGCCUUCGCCCACAACUGGGAACGUGUGGACACCUUCCAGAGCCGCCCUGAGGACAUCGUGGUGGUCACCUUCCCCAAGUCUGGCACCACUUGGGUCAGCGAGAUUGUGGACAUGAUCCUGCAAGGCGGAGAUCCUGAGAAGUGCAAGCGGGACAUUAUCAGCCACAGAGUGCCUAUGCUGGAGUUCUCUGCCCAUGGAAAGAUGGCAGCAGGAACAGACCUGCUGGCCACCAUGCCCUCACCCCGCGUGGUAAAGACUCAUCUGCCAGCACAUAUACUGCCCAAAUCCUUCUGGGAAAACCAUUGCAAGAUGAUCUAUGUGGGGCGCAAUGCCAAGGAUGUGGCUGUCUCCUACUACCACUUUGACUUGAUGAACAAGUUGCAGCCGCACCCAGGGACAUGGGCCCAGUACCUGGAGGAGUUCAUGGCUGGCAGAGUGGCAUAUGGUUCCUGGUACGACCACGUCAAGGACUACUGGGAGCGCAGGAAGGAUCACCCCAUUCUCUACCUCUUCUACGAGGAUUUGAAGGAGGACCUCCGUCGGGAGAUUGCCAAGGUGGCCCAGUUCCUGGGGCAGAAGCUGUCGGAGGCAGCGCUGGACACCAUCACCCGACACACUUCCUUUGAGGCCAUGCGGGACAACCCUGCUACCAACUACAGCAAGGUGCCCUCCGACCUCAUGGACCACGGCGUGUCCCCCUUCAUGCGCAAAGGCACCACCGGAGACUGGAAGAACCACUUCACCGUGGCCCAGAACGAGCGCUUUGACCAGGACUAUGCGCAGAAGAUGUCGGACACCGACCUGUGCUUCCGCACUCAGCUCUGAGGAGGCACCGCUGCACACCCCCCAAAUCUGUCCUGUGCUGUGAUGGCACUGCUGCCGUUCCUUCUUCUCCCCUGAGACUGCUGGAGAGAAAU